Messenger RNA from Myiozetetes cayanensis, 411 nucleotides. Its product is annotated as feather keratin 4-like. Gene Ontology annotation, molecular function: structural constituent of cytoskeleton. Lineage: Eukaryota; Metazoa; Chordata; Aves; Passeriformes; Tyrannidae. Gene Ontology annotation, cellular component: intermediate filament. Bases 1 to 411 code for a protein of 136 amino acids. The record is from RefSeq and is a predicted model, not a curated record. The transcript has a single exon.
AUGACGUCCACCCAGCUGGCCUGUGCCAACAACCCCUGCGAGGCCAAGUGUCCCCAGCCCUUGGCCACCAGCAGCAACGAGCCCUGCGUGGUGACCUGCGGCGACUCGCGGGUCAUCAUCUACCCGCCGCCCGUCGUGGUCACCUUCCCGGGGCCCAUCCUCACCACCUACCCCCAGCAAACCGUCGUGGGAUCCUCGGAGGCUUCGGAGGUGGCCCUGGCGGAGCCUCCCAGCGCGGCCCCUCUGCCCUCGGAGGUGGCGGGCAGGUUGGAGGCGGCCGCCGACAAACUCCCUGCCCAGGCGCUCGCCCGGCCCGAGCCCCGCUGCGCCCCCAAGUAUUCCUACACCUACUCCUCCCAGUGGACGCAUCCCUGCAAUUCCUACCGCUCGGGGAAACGCUGGACUCACUGA